AAUCUCCUACUCACAAGGACAAGAAAAUAUUACGUUAUGAAAUUCCUGAUAUGUAUAUAUAGGAAACAACGUAUCAAAUGAAAUUCACACUUCAAAGCUAACAUCUAAAAAAGUUUAGGUGAGUGAAGUGUUGAAAAAGAGAAGAUAUGAACAUGGAGAUAACUGGCAGCUAUGAAGCACCACUCCCACUUCUCUCACUCAAUCAUGUCUCUAUAUUAUGCAGAUCUGUGUUAGACUCUAUGAGGUUUUAUGAGGAAGUUUUGGGUUUUGGUCUCAUCAAACGCCCUUCCUCUUUCAAAUUCAAUGGAGCCUGGUUGUAUAAUUAUGGUUUUGGAAUACACCUGCUGGAGAAUCCAAACUAUGAUGCAUUUGAUACCCCUAUGGAUGAACCACGACCCAUUAAUCCCAAGGACAAUCACAUAUCUUUCCAGUGUACAGAUGUUGGACUUGUGAAAAUGAGGUUGGAAGUAAUGGGGAUGAAGUAUGUUACAGCUUUGGUAGAAGAUGAAGGAAUCAAGGUGGAGCAGGUGUUCUUCCAUGACCCAGAUGGAUACAUGAUAGAACUUUGCAACUGUGAGAAUAUCCCAAUUGUGCCUAUUUCUUCUUCUUCGUGCUCUUUCAAGGCAAGAAGCCCGAGCAUUAAGAAGGCUCCCACCAAGUGUGGAUUCAUGGAAAAUGUUAUGAUGCGAAGCUUGAGCAUGGACAUGAUGAACUUUGCGUUUUAAGUUUUCAUAAGGUCAAAAUAAGUUGGUGAAAAUAAUUUUCUUUUUUUGUAUGUAAGAUCAGAAAAGUGUCUGUUCAUAAAAAAAGAAAAGGAAAAAGUGCAUAACAUUGUUGUUAGUUUAUGUAUGUAAUCAUUAUAUCCAAAAAUAUAUUGUAUUUGAAGUGCUU
Molecule: messenger RNA, 891 nt
Organism: Vicia villosa (hairy vetch)
Lineage: Eukaryota; Viridiplantae; Streptophyta; Magnoliopsida; Fabales; Fabaceae
Product: glyoxylase I 4-like
Exons: 3
Coding region: 147-725 (192 amino acids)
Source: RefSeq, a predicted model, not a curated record